Messenger RNA from Rhinichthys klamathensis goyatoka, 2616 nucleotides. RefSeq names its product lon peptidase 2, peroxisomal (gene lonp2). Gene Ontology annotation, biological process: protein catabolic process; protein targeting to peroxisome; protein quality control for misfolded or incompletely synthesized proteins. Gene Ontology annotation, molecular function: ATP-dependent peptidase activity; serine-type endopeptidase activity; ATP binding. The record is from RefSeq and is a predicted model, not a curated record. Lineage: Eukaryota; Metazoa; Chordata; Actinopteri; Cypriniformes; Leuciscidae. Gene Ontology annotation, cellular component: peroxisomal matrix. The coding region runs from base 87 to 2609 and encodes 840 amino acids. The transcript has 15 exons.
UGUCAUACGAUGAAGGCAUUCCUUACACCCCUAGUUCACUGCGAAUACAAGUUUUAAACUUUAAACGUCUAUCCAGCCUUUGCACAAUGUCAUCCAACAGUGGUAUUCAAAUACCCAGCCGGCUGCCUCUGCUGUGCACUCAUGAUGGAGUGCUGUUACCCGGCUCGACCAUGAGAAUCAGCGUCGACACGGCGAGAAACAUGCAGUUAGUGAAGAGCAGACUGCUGAAGGGGACCUCGCUGAAGAGCACCAUCAUAGGGAUUGUUCCUAACACUAGAGACCCCGAGCACGACAGCGAUGAGCUCCCGUCCUUGCACAGUAUUGGCACAGCAGGACUGGCAGUACAGGUCGUAGGCAGCAACUGGCCAAAACCGCACUACACACUGCUCAUUACGGGCUUGUGUCGCUUUCGUGUGACCCAGCUGCUUAGAGAGAGACCUUUCCCCAUGGCAGAGGUGGAACAGCUAGACAAACUGGAGCAGUACACAGAGGGAGAUCCGGCUGUUGGAGAGCUGGGAGAGCUGGCACAGAGGUUCUAUCAGGCCGCUGUACAGCUGGUUGGGAUGUUGGACAUGUCUGUGCCUGUGGUGGCUAAACUCCGGCGUCUGUUGGACAGUCUGCCUAGAGAAACCCUACCAGAUGUCCUGGCCUCCAUGAUCCGCACUUCCAACAAAGAGAAACUGCAGGUGCUGGAUGCAGUAGACUUGGAGGAACGGUUUAAGAAGGCCCUUCCUCUGCUCACCAGACAAAUUGAGGGGCUCAAGUUACUGCAAAAGACACGCAAACUCAGACCUGAUGAUGACAAAAGGGUGCUGGCCAUCCGUAAAGGUGGUGUGUUCCCAGGUCGUCAGUUCUCGCUGGAUGACGAGGUGGAAGAUGAAGAUGGUGAUGACAAUGUUUUGCUGGAGAAGAAGGUGAAGGCGGCAGCUAUGCCAGAAGCUGCACUGCGCGUGUGUCUCAAGGAGCUCAGGCGAUUAAAAAAGAUGCCACAGUCCAUGCCGGAGUAUGCCCUCACCCGGAACUAUCUGGAGAUGAUGGUAGAGCUGCCCUGGAGCAAGAGCACUACAGAUUGCCUGGACAUCCGUGCAGCGCGGGUGCUCUUGGAUAAUGAUCACUAUGCCAUGGAGAAGCUGAAGAGGAGGGUGCUGGAGUAUCUGGCUGUGCGGCAGCUCAAGAGUACCCUUAAGGGGCCCAUACUGUGUUUUGUAGGACCCCCCGGUGUGGGAAAGACCAGCGUUGGGCGUUCCAUCGCUCGCACACUGGGUCGAGAGUUCCACCGCAUCGCCUUGGGGGGAGUCUGUGAUCAGUCUGACAUCCGUGGCCACAGACGCACGUACGUAGGUAGCAUGCCUGGCCGCAUUAUAAAUGGACUGAAGACUGUUGGGGUAAACAACCCUGUCUUUUUAUUGGAUGAGGUGGACAAACUUGGGAAGAGCCUACAGGGAGAUCCUGCUGCCGCCCUGCUGGAGGUUCUGGACCCGGAGCAGAACCACAGCUUCACCGACCAUUACCUCAACGUGCCAUUUGACCUCUCGCAGGUCCUCUUCAUUGCCACCGCAAACACCACGGCCACCAUCCCCCCUGCCUUGCUGGACAGAAUGGAGGUCCUCCAGGUGCCAGGGUACAUCCAGGAGGAGAAGGUAGAAAUCGCCCAUCGGCACCUGAUCCCUCAUCAGCUGGAGCAGCAUGGGCUGACCCCGCAACAGCUCCAGAUCCCACAGGACACCACACAUGAGAUCAUCAGCAAGUACACACGGGAGGCAGGCGUGCGCUCUUUGGAGAGGAAGAUCGGGGCCAUCUGUCGAGCGGUGGCUGUGAAGGUCGCUGAAGGUCAUAAGGUCUCUAGAGCAGAGUCCCCCACGGAGGAGCUUGCAGACCAGAAUGCAGAGAACAAGGUGGAGGAUUCUGGGAUAGCGGCACCUCCAGAAAUGCCAAUCGUUAUUGACCACAUUGCACUUAAGGAUAUUCUUGGACCGCCACUCUUUGAAAUGGAGGUCUCAGAGCGACUGACCCUACCAGGUGUGGCAGUCGGGCUAGCCUGGACUCCUAUGGGUGGAGAGAUCAUGUUUGUGGAGGCCAGUCGUAUGGAAGGAGAAGGUCAGCUGACCCUGACGGGACAGCUGGGGGAUGUCAUGAAGGAAUCUGCCCAUCUAGCUAUCAGCUGGCUCCGCAGCAAUGCCAAGACUUACUUCCUCUCCAAUGGCAGCGCUGAUCCCCUGGAGGGUACCGAUAUCCACUUGCACUUCCCGGCAGGGGCCGUCACUAAGGACGGACCCUCCGCUGGUGUUACCAUAGUACCGUGCCUGGCCUCACUGUUGAGUGGGCGUCUGGUGCGCUCCGAUGUGGCCAUGACUGGAGAGAUCACUCUGAGAGGACUGGUUCUGCCGGUUGGAGGUAUAAAGGAUAAAGUCUUGGCAGCUCACCGGGCCAAUCUGAAACGCGUUAUCAUCCCCAAGCGCAACGAGAAAGAUUUGGAGGAGAUCCCAGCCCAUGUGCGAGCUGAUCUGGAUUUUGUUUUCGCCAGCACUCUGGAUGAAGUCCUGAAUGCGGCCUUUGAUGGCGGCUUUCCCUCGGCUGUCAGUCAUCCACAAGUUGUUAGUAAACUCUGAGACUGUA